AAGAAGACUACUAAGUCAGCAGUCAAGUCUUCUCCCUAUUCUCUCCUUCCACUAAAGGAGAAACAAGGGAAAACUCCAUCAGUGCUAAACUUCACCAAUUAAUUGUGUCAAUAUUGUUCUUGAAACUGAAGAAGAGACAUGGAGAUUGAAGGCAAUAAAGCUAAGCUGAAUCAGAAGCAGAAGAAGCUUGAGGUUUCUGAUGUCCUCAGGGAAGCUGUUAUGAUCUAUUUCAGAAACCUCAACUUCAUCAUCUUCACAUUUCUCACUUCUCUUCCUCUCCUUUUUAUCAUGCUUUACUUUGAAAUUCACCUCCAAGAAAUUCUACUUGAAACCUCUCUUAUUCUCAACCAACCGCAUGCUCAUUCCCUAUACCAUCACGGCUUCAAUCCAGAUUCUAUUAUGAGAAUAUUCAAUAUGGAUUAUGUCUUGAAGUUGAUUCACCUUGGAUUUAUUUACAUGGUGCCUUUGCAUCUCUUCGAGCUUGGCUCUGCCAUUUUCACUAUAGAUUUGGCUUCAAAGCAACAAUAUUCAGAAGAGAAGAAAGUAACUCUCAAUCUCAAGGAGAUAAUAUUUCAGAAACCCCUUGACCUAUCAAACUUGAGGGGCACGUUUGUCACAUCCAUCUAUGUUUUGUUCUUGACAACGACUCACCAGCUAGGAUUACUAUGGAUAGUGAUAAAUUACCAUGUUUUCUUGAAGGACUUGAGUUGUUACAUGUUGUUUUUUGUAAUUUGCAGCUUGGUAUUUGCAAAGGUCUUAAGGACGUGUUUGGAAUGGAGCGCGAUGUGGAACAUGAGUCUUGUAAUCUCAGUACUGGAAAGGGUAUAUGGAGUUGAUGCAUUGGCACUUUCAGUUUAUUUUAGCAGAGGCUGUCACAGGCGUGGGCUUUUUCUGAUGCUGAUUUUCUUUUCAUGGGGACAUCUUUUGAGGCUUUCAUGCCAUCAUCUUAUUGGAGAACAAGGAACUUGGUCUGGAUUUUACAUACAAGUUGGCCUAUUCUGCUUGGUAAAUCCACUGAAAUGGGUCGUCUUCAUGAUCUAUUUCCAUGAUUGCAAGGAGAGAAGCUUGGAAAAGAAAACGGAUGAGGAAUUAGGCAAAGAUGUCAAAGUGGUUUCUGAAUGAAAACUAUAUUGAUCUUUUAUCAUUUUAUAUAAGUCCAGACAUGCAUUGUAAUUUGUAAGAACACACUUGUGUAAUGUUUACACUGUUGGAGUAUGUAUUAUACAGAUCUUUUGAUUUUGUUA
Messenger RNA from Lotus japonicus, 1244 nucleotides. RefSeq lists its product as uncharacterized. The coding region runs from base 139 to 1122 and encodes 327 amino acids. NCBI's taxonomy places the organism in Eukaryota, Viridiplantae, Streptophyta, Magnoliopsida, Fabales, Fabaceae. The transcript has a single exon. The record is from RefSeq and is a predicted model, not a curated record.